AUGGCUUCUUCUGCUUCUUCUUCUUCAAGUAGCAUUGUUGUUUGUGCUUUGGUUGGGGUUGGAAUAUUUCUUGGUCACAUCCAUGGGUGUCUUGGAGCUGAUUAUGGCACAGCUUUAACAAAGUCUUUGCUGUAUUAUGAGGCUCAAAGAUCUGGAAAAUUGCCUCGUAAUCAAAGAGUUAAAUGGCGUGGAGAUUCUGGUCUCCAAGAUGGCAACGAUGUUGGAGUAAAUUUGGUCGGAGGGUACUAUGACGCCGGCGACAACGUGAAGUUCGGGUUACCGAUGGCGUUCACAUUGACAAUGCUAGCAUGGAGCGUGGUGGAGUACAAAACCCAACUUUGGGCCAAACAUGAAAUACACAAUGCUCUAAACGCCAUUAAAUGGGGAAUAGAUUACUUGGUGAAGGCUCAUCCAUCGCCCGACGUGUUGUAUUGUGAAGUUGGCGAUGGAGGCUCAGACCAUGCUUGUUGGCAGAGACCCGAAGAUAUGACCACACCCCGCACCGCCUACCGCCUUGACGACCAGCACCCUGGCUCCGACUUAGCUGCCGAGACCGCCGCUGCUCUUGCCGCCGCCUCUCUUGCUUUUAAACGUUUCAAUCCUGCCUAUUCUUCUAUGCUUCUUAGCCAUGCAAAGCAGCUGUUUGAUUUUGGUCGGAAUCAUCAAGGGCUUUAUCAAAAUAGCGUCCCGGUAGCCGGCCAAUUCUAUUCCAGCAGUGGAUUUCAGGAUGAAUUAUUGUGGGCAUCUGCAUGGCUUUAUCGAGCAACAAACGAUGAAACAUACCUUAAUUAUUUGGGAGGCUCUGGUACUACCGGUGGAACAAGAACAAUGUUCUCUUGGGAUGAUAAGUAUGCUGGUGUUCAAAUCCUUGCAGCUAAGCUAGUUUUGGAUGGGAAGGUUCCAUCCUCAGGUUUGUGGGCAGAUUUCAAGAGCCAAGGUGAGCAAUUCCUUUGUUCUUGCCUUCAAAAAGGCAACUCCAAUGUUCAAAAAACCCCUGCUGGCCUCCUCUGGUUCCAGCCAUGGAACAACCUUCAAUAUGUCACCUCCGCCACCUUCCUCGCCACCGUCUACUCCGACUACUUGUCUUCCAAAGGUGUCUCGAUCCAGUGCCCCGGUGGCCUUGUCCAGCCUUCUGACCUCAUCUCCUUUGCUAAAUCUCAGGUAGAUUACAUUUUGGGUUCAAAUCCAAGUGGAAUGAGCUACAUGGUUGGCUUCGGGUCAAAGUAUCCAACUCAGGUUCAUCAUAGAGGAGCAUCUAUUGUUUCGAUCAAGAGGGACCCCACCCUAGUUACAUGUCAAGGUGGGUUUAAUUUAUGGUUCAAUCGUAAUGCACCAAAUCCAAAUGUUUUACACGGAGCAGUGGUUGGAGGACCCGACCCUAACGAUGCAUAUUGGGAUUCGAGGUCCAAUUUCAAGACAGCUGAACCGGCAACAAUAACUCCAGCACCAUUGGUCGGUGUCUUGGCUCGGUUGGCCUGAUAUAAUGAGCCAAGAACUAGGUUGU
Cucumis melo (muskmelon) is the source of this 1504-nucleotide messenger RNA. Its product is annotated as endoglucanase 13-like. NCBI's taxonomy places the organism in Eukaryota, Viridiplantae, Streptophyta, Magnoliopsida, Cucurbitales, Cucurbitaceae. The transcript is spliced from 6 exons. Gene Ontology annotation, molecular function: hydrolase activity, hydrolyzing O-glycosyl compounds. Gene Ontology annotation, biological process: carbohydrate metabolic process. The record is from RefSeq and is a predicted model, not a curated record. Bases 1 to 1479 code for a protein of 492 amino acids.